Galendromus occidentalis (western predatory mite) is the source of this 2608-nucleotide messenger RNA. RefSeq names its product monocarboxylate transporter 13. The transcript is spliced from 11 exons. Gene Ontology annotation, molecular function: monocarboxylic acid transmembrane transporter activity. The record is from RefSeq and is a predicted model, not a curated record. Gene Ontology annotation, biological process: monocarboxylic acid transport; transmembrane transport. Lineage: Eukaryota; Metazoa; Arthropoda; Arachnida; Mesostigmata; Phytoseiidae. Bases 1 to 2397 code for a protein of 798 amino acids.
AUGGCAUCAGUGUCGGCAUCGUCCCUUGAAGAAGGGCCCACCACUAACAACAACAAAUUGAUGGCCAACGGCAACAAUGGCCGCGCAGGUCACGAAGAAAUCCGCACAGUUCGCCUCGCCGUCGAACCUCCAGAUGGCGGCUACGGCUGGGUCGUCGUGCUGGCAUCGUUCCUGUGCAAUCUAACUGUUGACGGCAUCGCGUACACAUUCGGGCUCUUCCUCCCGGACUUGGUCACGUCCUUCAACUCGACAAAGUCCGCCAUCACUUGGGCGGGCUCGCUCCUUUCCGGCUUCUAUCUAUCCGCCGGGCCUCUGGUUAGCGCUCUAACCAACAAGUACGGCUGUCGCAAGGUGUGCAUCGCCGGCAGCCUGAUAGCCUGCGUGUCGCUCUGCACCGCAACCGUUGUGGACUCGGUGCCGCUCCUUCUGAUUUUCUACGGGGUGUUCGCUGGCACGGGAUUUUCGCUCAUCUACCUCCCGGCAAUCAUCUCUGUGAAUCAGUACUUUUCUCAGAAACGGGCAACUGCGACCGGAAUAGCGGUCUGCGGUUCUGGCUUGGGCGCUUUUGUUUUCGCACCUCUAGUGCAAUACCUGCUGCAGUACUACGCGUGGAGGGGAGCUCUUCUAAUACUAGCAGGUUUGGUUUUGAACUGUUGCGUGUUCGGAGCGCUCAUGAGACCUUUAGAGAUGUGGUCGGUCGCCGAAAAGCCUCUCAUGCAACGAAUUUGGGAAGAAAAAACUGGGCUCAUGAGGCAAGAUUCCAUAACUCAGAGCCAGUUCUUCCUUGUACAGCAUCCAGACGGGACGGUCGAGAAACGGCUCAAAGCGGGGGUCAACACGGAGCCGGGGGUGCACUCCACCUUGUUCUUAGACCAAUGGGGAAAAUCAUCGACAGAUGCUCCCCCGGCAUUGACUCUCUCACCAAUUGAAGAAUCGGACCACACGAAGAGCGGUCCGCAGGCCAAUGGCGUGAACCCCCACGUGUCCAAUCACGCCAUCACGAAUAUUGCAAAACGAAAAGGUCUGAUCGCUUCGCACAGCGCAGCCAGGCUCACGAUGUCAACGACCACGGUCCAACCAGACAUCCGACGCAAUUCCUCGACUCCCAAGUUUGCCUUGGGAGCUUCCCGGAAUUCCAUGCAACACCGCCCGUUGAAUGCCAUCACCAGCUCCGGUUACCACGCCACGGGAAUAGCUGGCUCGAAUCUCAACACCACGCAUGAGACGAUUUGCCUCCUGGCUCCGCCGCCGCCGCCGCUUGACUGCGGUCUCAAUCCACAGAUGCGUAAAUCUAUCAGAGAUCUAGCAAGGCCGAUGUACCGGAAAGAUAUCUUCUACUCCGGAUCCAUUCGCAAUCUACCGGAGUUUCGACAGUCGUCUGGAGACGUUCGUUCUUACAUCGCGUCGGUCUUGACCCUGCCCGGCGAGAACCAGUCGAGGGCCGCUAAGGUGGCAUGUGGAUGCUUACCGGCGGCCAUGCAGGACACCCUAGGCGAUAUCUUCGAUCCGAUGCUGCUCAAGAAUCCCGCUUUCGUCAUAAUCUGCAUCGCGAAUCUCAUCGGCAUGAUGGGUUUCAAUAUACCAUUCGUCUUCAUCGCGGACGCUGCCGUUACGAUGGCGAACGUCGAUAAAAACGCAGCAUCCAUGCUCGUAUCGUGCAUCGGUAUCACGAACAUGUUCGGCCGUUUGAUAUUCGGUCGUCUCUCCGAUUCGCCUCGUGUAAACUCUCUCACUGUUAACAACAUCACCCUCGUGAUAUCGGGAUUCGCCGUGACCAUCACCCCCCUGUCCCUCCAGCUGGGUGGCUACUCGGCGUGCAUGGUUGUGUGCGCCAUCUUCGGUUUGAUGGUGGCUGCCUAUAUUCUCCUGACUUCAAUCAUCCUAGUAGAACUGUUCGGGCUCGAGAGACUCACUAAUGCGUUCGGCCUGUUGUGCCUUGUACGCGGCCUGGCGUGCAUUCUCGGCACGCCUUUCGCAGGUGUUUUGUUUGAUCUGACCGGGUCUUAUCAAUGCCCCUUCAUCGUUUCUGGGAUCAUGCUGGCAAUCUCGGGUGGCAUUUCCGCCACUAUACCCUACGUGAAUAACCCACAUAAGAAUGUCCCCCCUCCUCCUGAGGACUUCAUGUCGCCCCUUGAAGAAAUACCGGAAGAGGAGUCGUUCACCGAAGACGAUUAUUCGCCGCGGCACGAAAGACGUAUCAGGGACCUCGAAGAUUCUUUGGCCGGGGAUGAGAGAGCUUCUCUCAUGGAGGAAGACGAGGACGACCUCCCGAUGACCAUAAACUGCGAUCCCAGAAUCGAUUCGGACGAAGAUACCCAGAAGGACGAUACGAUCGACGAUAAAGAUGGGGGUGAAAGAAUCGACAACUCCGUUCGCGCAGAGGAGGGCAGAGGCUGACUUUCGCACCUGGACCAAUUUCUUCAUGAUGCUGUUCAUUCUCGCCCGCGAAGAUGCGAAUAUUCCGAAACGGAAGCCCUUGUACACAUCAGGAUGUGAGGGUUGAACCGAUUCCCAGCGACAUCCAGGGUCCAAGCCCGUCGCGUUCUUGGUUCAUAUCGAAGCUUGUAUACUCUCUCCGUUUAGGAUCUAACAAAUUCAGUCGCAUAGG